Messenger RNA from Arabidopsis arenosa, 2188 nucleotides. The record is from the annotation of a GenBank genome assembly. Lineage: Eukaryota; Viridiplantae; Streptophyta; Magnoliopsida; Brassicales; Brassicaceae.
AAUCAAGUUUAUUUUUCGAAUCUAAAAUCUUCAAGUCCAUGGCAGGGAGAUUUGCUUUGCUUUUCGUCCUUGCUUCACAGUUCUUGGUUUCGGUGAUGUCGUCGAGGAACUUUACGAUAGAGAACAAAUGCGAAUACACUAUAUGGCCUGCAUCCUACACCUACCAGGGAUCGCUCGAAACAAACGCUUUCCGUCUGGACAAAGGACAGACGCGUACCGUCCAAGCGACGUCGUCGUGGAUAGGUCAAUUCUGGGGUAGGACGUUGUGCACGACCAACUCAUCAGGGGGUUUCUCAUGCAUCACCGGAGACUGUAACUCCGGCGUACUUGAGUGCUCUGAUCGCGUUGUAAACACGACAAUUUUGGCAACUUUGGUAACUUUAGCCGAGUUUAAUCUCGCCGCGACUCCUGAGGAUGGUGUAGACUAUUACGACGUCAGCGUCAUCAAUGGUUACAACCUCCCUUUGCUUGUGACCCCCGAGAACGAAAAGUGCGAAAGCAUCGGAUGCAUUGUUGACUUGAACAGGACGUGUCCAUCGGAGCUGAGGUUGAGCAAUAGCGACACCGGAUCGAACGAUCCAUUUGCCUGCAGGACCUCGUGUCAGCAAAACAUGUCGGCGGAGAUUUGCUGUGUUGGAAACUACGUCUUAAGUGAUAAUGUCGUAGGACCGGAAGAAUGCAAGCGGACGAAUUACUCGCAGACUUUCAACAACGUGUGCCCACGCGCUUAUAGCUACGCCUACGACACUAAUAGUAGCACCUUCACAUGUCAGUACUCCUCCAACUUUGUCAUCACGUUUUGCCCGUCUAGCACAACAAAACUACGAAAAUCUCCAUUGAAGUUAACACUCAUACUUGGAGUUUCAUCAGUUUUUUCAAUGAUUAUCAUUAUUGCGAUUGUGGUAAAGGUGAGAGCAAAUAAAAUGAGAAAGAGUGAUUUGAAUGGGAAGAACAUCGAAGCAGUUGUAAUGUUAAAACGUUAUAGUUAUGUACAAGUCAAGAAGAUGACAAAAUCAUUUGCAAAUGUUCUUGGUAGAGGGGGAUUUGGAACUGUCUACAAAGGGAAGUUACCCGAUGGCAGCCGAGAUGUUGCAGUAAAAAUCUUGAAGGAGACAAAUGGGAAUGGGGAAGAGUUCAUCAAUGAGGUAGCUAGCAUGAGUAGGACAUCUCAUGUAAAUAUUGUUUCACUGCUUGGAUUCUGCUAUGAAGGGAGCAAGAAAGCUAUAAUAUAUGAGUUCAUGCCGAAUGGAUCCCUCGACAAGUUCAUCUCCGAGAAGAUGUCAACAAAGAUGGAAUGGAAAACGUUAUACAACAUUGCGGUAGGUGUCUCUCAUGGCCUUGAAUACUUGCACGACGGUUGUGUAUCGAGGAUUGUACAUUUUGAUAUUAAGCCGCAAAAUAUACUCAUCAGCGGAGAUUCAUGCCCGAAGAUUUCAGAUUUCGGUCUUGCUAAGCUAUGCAAGAAUAAUGAAAGCAUCAUGUCAAUGCUAGACGCGAGAGGCACAGUAGGGUACAUUGCCCCAGAAGUGUUUUCCAAGAAUUUUGGAGGAGUUUCUCAUAAAUCGGAUGUAUAUAGUUAUGGAAUGGUGGUUCUUGAGAUGAUUGGAGCAAGAGAAAGAGCUGAAAAUACUGGAACCAACAACACUUCAAUGUAUUUUCCAGACUGGAUUUAUAAAGAUCUUGAGGAAGGAGAAAUCAUGAGUGUUUUCGCAGAUCAAAUAAUAGAAGAAGAAGAUGAGAAGAUAGUAAAGAAAAUGGUAUAUGUGGGUCUGUGGUGUAUUCAGACCAAUCCAUCUGAUCGUCCACCAAUGAGCAAAGUCGUUGAAAUGUUAGAGGGAAGUCUAGAGGCUCUGCAGAUUCCACCUAAGCCUCUUUUAUUUUUGCCGAGGGAAACAGUUCCAAAAACUACUGAUGAGAUUCCAGAGACUUCUAGCUUCUCAAUACCAAGUCAAGAUACUUUACACUAUUUCGAAGAAGCUGUUCAAGAUAUUGUAGAAGAUAAUAAAGAUAGCUUAACAAAGGCCAACAAGAGAAGAGUAUUUUCUCCUUAACAGUUGUAAAGAUCUUGGGAUCCAAAUUCCAAAAAAAUUAGUCCAAAUUCGAUUUUGCUGCUAUUCACCAUUGAUCGUUCCUGUGGAAAUGAAAAACCCAAAAUAUUCAAUGUAGAUAAUAAGAGACAAUGUUGUAG